AGAAAGGAGCUGCUCGGACUGGACUCGUCAGUGCAGCCGGAGAAGCUCUCGCGACCGCCGCAGAAAAAGCUCCGGCGAGACCACCGAAAGGAAAGGAACGGAAGGGAAGGAGCAUUCUCCUUUUUUGUUGUUGUUUUUUUAUACACCCCCAACAAAUAUCUUUUAAUCCAGCCUAUUUAUUGUCUCGAAAGACCUAACUCGGCGGCGGCGGACGAUGGUGAAAGAAGAACCGGGAGCCGAGCCUGAGCAGCCGAACGGAACUUAUUGUUAUGUUGCGAUUGUUUGGGCUACGUCGUCGCUACCCCCGAGCGAGUUCGUCGUCGUCGUCGGCCCCCCAUCGGGAACCUUUUAAAGCCAGGCGAGCCGAGGAAGCGAGGAUUGGCUUUUUUGUUUUUUGAAAGCUUUUUUUUUUUUGCUCUUCUUCGGGGAUUUAAAUUUGCUGCUGCUCCUCAGGGGGGAGAGACAUUCAUGUGGCCAUUCUCUCGUCUCUAGUUUGCCUCUUUGGGGGUGGGGGGGAGAAAGUGCAGAAUGAGCAAAGAACGACCCAAAAGGAAUAUUAUCCACAAGAAAUACGACGACAGCGAUGGGAUCCCGUGGUCGGAGGAGCGGCUGAUGCGAAAGGUGCUUUACCUCUCCCUCAAGGAGUUUCGGAGCACGCAGAAACGGCAGCUGGACGGCCAUGGGAGCACCCACCAAAACGGCUCCCUAGCCAACGGGCCGCUCAACGGCUCGGUGUCCUUGGGUGGCCACAAAGACGGCGUCUCGCUGCACGCGUCGGGCCAGGACGAGGGCGGCGACUUCUGCGAGGACGGCCCGGCCAAGAAAAGGCCUCGCCUGCAGGCUCAGAGGAAGUUCGCCCAGUCACAGCCCAACUCGCCCAGCACCACCCCCAUCAAGGUGGCCGAGCCGGCCGCCCUUAACGUGGGUCCGGCCGUCCCCGCAACGGUCGCCGCCCCCUCCUCAUCACCGCCGACGCUCUCGUCGUCGUCGUUCGCCGCCUCGUCUUUGUCAUCGUCCAUCCAGGACCUGUCCAGACGGAAACCCAAGACUGAGGACUUCCUCACCUUCCUCUGCCUUCGAGGUUCGCCGGCGUUGCCCAACAACAUGGCCUACUUCGGCAGCUCCCAGGAGGACGACGACUUGGGGGAGGCGGAGGACGACCGCGACGAGCAGCUGAAGAACGGCAGCCUAUCGCACGGCGUUGCGUGCGGUGGCCACGCUUCAGCUUCCUCUUCCUGCCACUCCACGCCGCGCAAAGGGAAGCCCAUCGCCCGACAACCGCUCAAUGGUCAUGUGUUCAACAACCACGGCAAAGCGGGGACGCGAGAGAGCCCUCGACCCAAGGCGGCGACAGGGGCGGCAGCGCCUCCCCCGCCCCCGCCGCCCCUCCUGAGGGAGCGUAGCGAGCGUGCAGAGGCGCGGGAACACGUCAGGAUGUUGCAGGCCAUGGCCUCAGCUAACGCCGGCGCUGCUAAAGGCCUGGCCACCAGGAGGGCCACUGAGGAACUGCGAAAGCAGGUAUCGCGGGUGAACGGUCUGACGCGUCUGAGCGCCCUGCAGGCGGCCGCCAAGAGAAGCCGCGACUUGCGUCUGCCGUCCAAAACUGUGAAGAGGUAUACGGCCACCGUGUCCAAGGGCCACGUCACCUACACCAAAGCCAAGCAGAGGGAACUGGGCAAGAAAACCAAACUCAGCAGCAAUGACAACGCGAACAAUCACAAUCAGCACAGCCAGCCAGCAGCCAGCAACGGGCUGACCCACUCAGGAAAAGCAGCAGCAGCAGCCUAUCACAGCAAUGCAAAAACUCGCAAACAGGUGCUACUCUCCAACGGGCCGCACAGGGGCGACCUCAACGGCCGGCUCAACGGCCAGCGCCGCGACGACAGGGAAGAGGCGCGCGAGAGUGACCACUCCGGGCGGGAGGGCCUGCGCAACUCAAAACGGCGGUCAGAGGUGGCGGAGGCGCCGAAGCCAGGCCGGGAUCCGAAGAAGGCCCGGCCGCAGCCGCCUCCGCCGGAGCCCCGCGGCAAGAAAGCGGGUCCCGUGCGCUCGGCCGCCCCCAGCACGCCGGUCUCCAACGGGCGUCUGUCGCAGCCGCCGCCGCCCCCCGAGACGGCCGCGCUCCCGUCGUCGCCACCCCAGGCGCAGCAGUCGUCCUCCACGCCAGCGGAGUCGCUCAAUCAGCGGCCCCGCCGGGCGUCGGCCGGCAAGCUGAUGUUGAUCCGACAGGCGCAGCGGCAGCUGAGCAGGUCUCACGCCCGCACCUCUUCUUCCCCGUCGCCCGGGCGUAAUCACGGGCGCGGCGCUACCUCAGACCCCCGCCGGACCUCCCCGCCGGCCUCCCCCCUGCCAGGGCCGCUCGGGAGCCCGCUCGCGUCCCACCGCGACAAGGAGUGGGAGCGCGAGAAGGAGCUGACGCGGCAGACGGAGCGUGACCAGGAGAAGGAGCGGGGGCCACGUCGGAGCCGCCCCGAGGGCUGGGCGGCCCUGGCCGAGGUGCCCGUCUUCCGCCCGCCAACCGCUGACUUCCAGGACCCCGUGGCCUACCUGGACGGCGUGCGGGAGCGGGCCGAAGCGGCCGGCUUGUGCCGCGUGGUGCCGCCGCCCGACUGGCGGCCCGAGUGCAAGCUGAGCGAGGAGAUGCGCUUUGUCACCACUGUGCAGAGGGUCCACAUGCUGGGCCGCCGAUGGGGCCCCAACGUGCAGCGGCUGGCCUGCAUACGAAAACACCUCAAAUCUCAGGGCAUCUCUAUGGACGAGCCACCCGUCAUCGGUGGCUGCGAAGUGGACCUGGCGCGCUUCUUCCACCUGAUCAAUGACAUGGGCGGCAUGCAGCAGGCCAUGGACUUGAAGAAGUGGACCAAGCUGGCCGACCUGCUGCGCAUCCCCAAGUCGGCGCAGGACCGCCUGGCCAAGUUGCAGGAGGCCUACCUGCGCUACCUGCUGGCCUACGACUCUCUGGGCACCGACGAGCGGCUCCGCUUGCAGGCCGAGGUGUUGCAGGAGAAGCGGCACCUGGAGGCGCGGCACGGGCCCCUGGAGGGCCUGGCGGACUCGUCGGCGCCGGCGCUUCCUCGCUACGAGCCCAAGAACGGGCUGGCAGGCGGCGUGGUGGGCGGCAACGGCGUCUACCAGCAUCUGAAGGAUCUGGAGGCUCAGGUCAAAGCCGGCCGACGACGCCUCUUCGCUCAGGAAAAAGAGGACGGGCGCCGCGCAGCCGAUGAGCGGGACGUCGACGACAUCCUCGGCGAGCAGCACAAAUGUAUUUACAAGGGCAAGUCAGUGUCGUUGACCAACUUCUUCCGGAUAGCGCGCAACACCAUGAGCAUGUGCUUCAACAAGGAGCCCGUCGCCGCCGAAGUGGAGCAAGAGUACUGGCGCAUCAUUGAGCAGCGCGACAGCCACGUGGCCGUGCAUUGUGGGAAAGUGGACACCAGCACGCACGGAAGCGGGUUCCCCACCGGGAAGUCGGAGCCAUUUUCAAAACACGGGUGGAACCUCACCGUCCUUCCCAAUAACUCGGGGUCCAUCCUAAGGCAUCUCGGUGCUGUGCCCGGGGUCACCGUUCCCUGGCUGAACGUCGGCAUGGUCUUUUCUACCUCAUGCUGGUCUCGAGACCAAAAUCGCCUUCCGUACAUUGAUUACCUUCACACUGGUGCUGAUUGCAUUUGGUAUUGCAUCCCUGCUGAGGAAAAGUCCAAACUGGACAAGGUGGUCCACACGCUGCUUCAGGCCAACGGGACGCCCGGACUGGAAAUGCUGGAGAAGAACAUCAUGAUUUCUCCAGAGGUGCUGUGCCGCGAGGGCAUCCGCGUCCACCGCACGGUGCAGCGCAGCGGGCAGUUUGUGGUUUGCUACCCCGGCGCGUUCGUCUCCAAAGUUUGCUGCGGUUACAGCGUGUCCGAGACGGUCCACUUCGCCACGCCAAACUGGAUCCAGCUGGGCUACCAGGCCGCUAAGGACCUGAAGUGCCGGCGCAUAGCCAAGCCCUUUUCCAUGGAGAAGCUCCUCUACCAGAUCGCCACGGCCGAGUCCAAACGGGACAACGGCCUCCUGCUCACCACCGUCGCCGGCCUCCUCAAAGACCUCAGGAACCUGGAGAUGCGGCAGCGCCGCGAGCUGUUCACGGCCGGCCUACAGUCGGCGGCCCGCUACGGCGCUCACGACGAAGGCCGCAAGAAGCCGCGCGGAAAGUGGACGGCGCUGGAGUCCUCCGAGAGACGCUGCCAGAUCUGCCACCACCUCUGCUACUUGUCCAUGGUGGUGCAAGAGACAGACAACGUGGUGUUCUGCCUGGAGUGCGCGCUGCGCUACGUGGAGAAGCACAAGACGGGCCGAGGCCUCAAGAUGAUGUACAGAUACGACGAGGAGCAAAUCGACAACUUGGUGAAGCAGGUAUGCGGUCGAGCCACGUUGAAAAGCGGUGGGAGUGUGGCGACCAGCGGGGGCGAGGCCUGCCGCCGCCCCGUCAGCCCCGCCAAAGCCUCGCCGGCCAAGCGCGGCGCCCCCCGCAAGCGCGCCGUCGUGGAGGUGUCGCUGUCCCGCCUGCCGCCCGAGACGGCCGCCGUGUCCUGACCCCUUUUGCACUAGCGUCCGAAAACUUCGGCGACAGCCCCCUUUGCUCUCCGUGUAGUAGAAACCCAAAGUUGUUCCUCUCCGGUUCCCGGCGCAGUAUCUCUUUGAAAAGUCCGGGGGGCGCCGUCGUAGCGAAAACUUGAAAGACAACGCUGUACCGGGAGGCGAGAAAGUGAGCCUCCCGGCCGAGAGGUCCGCCUUAUUUUUUUGGUGCUGUCACUUUCCGAUUUACUGUACCGUGCUGACAAAAGGGCGUCAGAAAAGCUUUGCCCCACCCCCUGAAAAACCGCCCACCCCACCCCCGGGUUGGUUGGAGACGUGCAAUCGUGUUAACAUUCCAUUUUUCUUCCAGUACAUCUGACUUUAACCCUCAUUGUUUUCCAUUCUUUGUAUUUUUUUUUUAACAUUGUUUUAUCAAGUAGAGCCACUAGUGACAAAUGUGAAAUGUUUUUUCUUUCAUGAUUUGACUUUUUUUAUGUUCCGAUUAAAUUUUUUUUUCCCCUCAUUUUUUUUGUGUACAUAAUCCUGUAAAUGUCAUCCUUGGGCCAAGGACGCCAGGAAAGAGUGCCGAUGAAGAAAAAGCCUUACAAUUCCCUUUCUUCAUCACGCACGCGUGUAAAGAAAAAACAAGGAAAAAGGAACGUUUAAGUGCUGCUUAUAUCGCUAAAAGACGUCAGUAGGACGAGCGCCCGUACGUACCCGAGCCCCUUCGGCCUAGUUUUCUUUGUUUAGCUUUACUUUUUUUAAGAAAAGGGAAAAAAGUGAGAAAAAAGGUUUUAUUUACUAUUUCACACAGAGAAAGGAAAGAAAGGUUGUAGCUCCUCAUGUUGCACUGAGAAAAAAAAAAACUGCUUUGAAAUCCCGGAUGAUUUUUUUUUUUUUUGU
Messenger RNA from Corythoichthys intestinalis (scribbled pipefish), 5460 nucleotides. It is a transcript of the gene jarid2b, whose product is annotated as jumonji and AT-rich interaction domain containing 2b. Bases 529 to 4575 code for a protein of 1348 amino acids. Gene Ontology annotation, biological process: regulation of gene expression; chromatin remodeling. Gene Ontology annotation, molecular function: DNA binding. The record is from RefSeq and is a predicted model, not a curated record. Gene Ontology annotation, cellular component: nucleus; chromatin. The transcript has 19 exons. Lineage: Eukaryota; Metazoa; Chordata; Actinopteri; Syngnathiformes; Syngnathidae.